CUGGUGGGGAGGGAAAGAUGUUAAAAAAUAUUAUUCUAAUUAGAUGAUUUGAGGUGUAAACUAAAAUUUGUAAACCAUACACUCGUGAUGGCCAUGAAGAACAAUGUAAAUAAAAUUGGGACAUAUAAAAAUAAUACGUUGUUGUUGCAAUGUCAAAUUGUUUCAAAAAAGAACUGACAGGUUAUGAUCUAAUAUGUAAAUCACUCGUCUCGCAGUGCACAGUUUCCACCCCCGGAUCUGCAAAUCAAAGAGUUUCCACGAACCAGAAGAAAGCGCUUGUAUUGAUUGAAGAAAAAAGGUGUGAAUGAUAUUAUAUAGUAUACUGUACCUGAAGUGACAUAUCCGCGGCAGUGCCUCCCGCUGGGUAGAUCAAUAACCAUACGUCAGAUACGCUGGUACGCCAAGCUGGUAUGCACUGCUUAUUUUGUUAUUUUCAUUAAAAAAUCAGUCAUAGAAGUGGUAAAAAAUUACUCGUUCUUCUGAAAAGAAGAAAACAAGAAUUGUAUUAAAACUUCAAUGAAAAGUUUGGAAGGCGUGCAGAACUUAUUUGAUCAGUCUCAGGGAAUGACAGACAUGGCUAGAAAUUCAGUCGUAGAAGAAAGUUUAAUUGAAGAACAAGCGGUCCCUAUUAUGUUGGAUAGUGCAGCUAUUUCUAAAAAGGGAUGCUGUUUGACAUUUGAAUCUUACACGUUACAAGAGAUUUGAAUGGGAAAAUCAUGAUGCUUUGUUGUAGUCAUGGUUUCACUACAUUUAUGUGUACUGACAAUUUCUAUUUAAAAUAAUAAAUAAAUAUUUAAUAACAA
Messenger RNA from Gryllus bimaculatus (two-spotted cricket), 803 nucleotides. The record is from the annotation of a GenBank genome assembly. Lineage: Eukaryota; Metazoa; Arthropoda; Insecta; Orthoptera; Gryllidae.